This is a messenger RNA of Mustela lutreola (European mink), 1745 nucleotides long. RefSeq names its product activating signal cointegrator 1 complex subunit 1 (gene ASCC1). The record is from RefSeq and is a predicted model, not a curated record. Bases 456 to 1529 code for a protein of 357 amino acids. Gene Ontology annotation, molecular function: RNA binding. The transcript has 11 exons. Gene Ontology annotation, biological process: DNA alkylation repair; regulation of DNA-templated transcription. Lineage: Eukaryota; Metazoa; Chordata; Mammalia; Carnivora; Mustelidae. Gene Ontology annotation, cellular component: nucleus.
ACUAAGCCACCCAGGCGCCCUAUGCCUAUUUUCUUAAAAAGAAUCUUCACUUUAGAAGUCGCCUUAUGUGGGCGCCUGGGUGGCUCAGCGGGUUAACCCUCUGAGUUCCGCUCAGGCCAUGAUCCCAGGAUCUUGGGAACAAGCCCCGCAUCAGGCUCGUUGCUCAGCGGGGAGCCUGCUUCCUCCUCUCUCUCUGCCUGCCUCUCUAGCUACUUGUGAUCUCUGUCUUUCUGUCAAAUAAACAAAAUCUUUAAAAAAAAAAAAAAAGAAGAAGAAGUUAUCUCCAUAUGAAAAAGACGCAGAAGGAAGUACUCUGGCGCAACGGCAAAUUAUUACAAGCAAUCGUUAAAUUCCAUCAUCAACAAAUCAUUGCACUUGAGCGGCUGGACCACCACCCAAACGAAAGCGACAGCUAAAACCAGGAUUUCGUUUGGGUAUUAUUUGGUGAAAGUAUCAUGGAAGUUCUGCGCCCACAGCUUGUAAGAAUUGGCGGACGGAUUUAUAGAAAGAAUCCCAUCCAAGAACAGACCUAUCAACAUGAAGAAGAAGAUGAAGACUUCUAUCAAGGCUUCGUGGAGUGUGCAGAGGAGCCCUGUGAUGCUUAUGAGGUGGUGCAGACCCAGCAAGGUUUCCGGUGUACCGUGAAGGCCCCCAGCUUGCUCUACAAGCAUAUAGUCGGAAAAAGAGGUGAUACUAGGAAGAAACUGGAAGUGGAAACCAAAACUUCUAUUAGCAUUCCUAAGCCUGGACAAGAUGGAGAAAUUGUAAUCACUGGACAGCAUCGAGGUGGUGUAAUUUCAGCUCGAACUCGGAUUGAUGUUCUUUUGCUCACUUUUAGAAGAAAGCAACCCUUUACUCACUUCCUUGCCUUUUUCCUCAAUGAAGUUGAGGUUCAGGAGCGAUUCCUAAAGUUCCAGGAGGAAGUACUGGAGAAGUGCUCCAUGGAUCAUGGGGUUGAUAGCACCAUUUUCCAGAAUCCCAAAAAGCUUCACCUAACCAUUGGGAUGUUGGUGCUUUUGAGUGAGCAAGAGAUCCAGCAGACAUGUGAGAUGCUACAGCAGUGUAAAGAGGACUUCAUUGAUGACAUUUCUGGGGGCAAACCCUUAGAAGUAGAGAUGGCAGGGAUAGAAUACAUGAACGAUGAUCCUGGCAUGGUGGACGUUCUUUAUGCCAAAGUCCAUAUGAAAGAUGGCUCCAACAGGCUGCAAGAAUUAGUCGAUCGAGUGCUGGAACGCUUUCAGGCAUCUGGACUAAUAGUGAAAGAGUGGAAUAGUGUGAAACUCCACGCAACGGUGAUGAACACUCUAUUUAGGAAGGACCCCAAUGCUGAAGGCAGGUACAAUCUCUAUACAGCUGAUGGCAAAUAUAUCUUCAAGGAAAGAGAAUCAUUUGAUGGGCGAAACAUUUUAAAGCUCUUUGAGAACUUCUACUUUGGAACCCUGAAGCUCAAUUCAAUUCACAUCUCUCAGAGGUUCACGGUAGACAGCUUUGGAAACUACGCUUCCUGUGGGCAAAUUGACUUCUCCUGAGGUGGAUCUUGGGAAGUGCUAGAGGUUGAACAUCCUCACCGGGGUCUGCCUUUCUUUCUGAAGCUCUCCUCUGGAAAUGUACAUCUCAAGCCCAUUGGAGCUGAGAUUCACGUUAUUUCUUAAACACCUAUGGAUUUUGCUACAGCCAUUAAAGUCUUUCAUAGUAGUAAUUUACUUUAAAAAGAGAAUUAAAGACUGGUUUUGUUAUUCUCUCCA